UUGGUUGUCGUCUGUCAAAUCGGAAGUUAUGCCCUGAUGUUUCUCAAUUUUUAUAACUUGGUCCUAUCUGUUAUGUUAGCGUUCGGCUUAAUUGCACGUUCUUUUACAGCUUAGUAAUUUCCUAUUAGAUGAAAUAUUGUUAUUGAUAAGGUAUCGUACUUUUAUUUUGAUGAAUAAGGACCCAUGCAAACCACACGCUUGUCGUAUUCAAAAAUGCUUACAUGAAAAUAACUUUCAAGAAGAUAAAUGCAGACAGUAUAUUGAGUAUUUACGGGAGUGCUGUGUGAAGUGGGGUUCAGUUUCUACAUCCUGUUCAGGAAUAAAAAUUGACAAGAUAAAUUCAAAUGACGAGCAAAAAUAAAGAGGGUUGGAGAGAAUUGCCACAGAAUAAUCAUAUUCGUAAAGAAAAUAUAGAAACAGCAGAAGAUAAAUUAAAGUUUUACAAUAGAGAGUAUCAACCAAGGGGCGUUCGCACAAAGGAUUUGUCUUUUGUACAGAGAAAUAGUAAACUUGUGCAUGGAGUCCUGGUAUCAUCAGCACUGCUUUUUUUUUUUAGUAAGG
Molecule: messenger RNA, 561 nt
Organism: Homalodisca vitripennis (glassy-winged sharpshooter)
Lineage: Eukaryota; Metazoa; Arthropoda; Insecta; Hemiptera; Cicadellidae
Product: cx9C motif-containing protein 4
Exons: 3
Coding region: 170-361 (63 amino acids)
Cellular component (GO): mitochondrial intermembrane space
Source: RefSeq, a predicted model, not a curated record